Molecule: messenger RNA, 372 nt
Organism: Anisakis simplex (herring worm)
Lineage: Eukaryota; Metazoa; Nematoda; Chromadorea; Rhabditida; Anisakidae
Source: the annotation of a GenBank genome assembly
AUGGAAAGAAGGGCUCCGAAAAUGAAGGCUGACUCAGUGGACAGCACAAAACAGUUAGCUGAAGUUCAAGGUGAACCGGAAGGCACUGCUGGUACAUCAAUUGAUCUGAUUACUCAAUUGUUGUGUGAACGUUUGAAGAUGAUUCAGUCACAUCGGAAAGAAUGUCAAGCAGCAAUCCAAUUGGCAAAGCAGAUACUUUCGGCGCAGCAGUGGGUGACUGAAGGGAAUCAGCGCGAAAAUCAGGCAUCAGCUUUAAAGAUAUUCCUGGAAUCAAAUCCCCAAGCUGAGGAAGUAAGUUUUCUGCCUACAAAUUCAAUACAUUCACGAACAUAUGACAGCUUUUCACAUUCAAAGUCAAUAACACCAAUAUAG